This is a messenger RNA of Monoraphidium neglectum, 315 nucleotides long. RefSeq lists its product as hypothetical. The coding region runs from base 1 to 315 and encodes 104 amino acids. NCBI's taxonomy places the organism in Eukaryota, Viridiplantae, Chlorophyta, Chlorophyceae, Sphaeropleales, Selenastraceae. The transcript is spliced from 4 exons. The record is from RefSeq and is a predicted model, not a curated record.
AUGCGCGUCGCCUGCAAACAACAAGCAACCUCUGCAAAUGAGGAGGUCUUCACGUCCGCGCUGUACCAGCAUGUCGCCACUUUGACGCAAAACGGCGUCAACCUGCCUUUUGUGCUGCCGCUCAAGGUCGACCGCCUGGCUGACGGCGGCUUCCAGAUCGGGCUGCUGCGGCGCGGGGACAGCGGCACGUUCGGGUCUGCGGUCGACAUUGUCGGCGUUGUUGAGAGCGUCGAGGACGGUGGGGACCUGCAUGCGCUGUGCCUCGACGGGCCCCCUUGCUUCAGCCGGCCGCCCCGCCGCCGCCAGCUGCCCUGA